AUGCCGAUCGGGGAUCUCUUGGCCCAAAUCAGCGGUGGAAAGUCCUCGGACAGCCCUGCGCCCGCUAUUCAACGAAUUCCCAGCGUUUCUAUCAAACGAAAGGCAGAUGAUGAUCUUCCCAGGAAUGACUCCAAGACACCGCGUCUCUUCGCAGAGCCGGCAAAGGUGCCCCAGCGGCCCCUGACCGCCACUUUACCGAGAGCGACUCCGAUCCCUUCAAAGCCGGUAAAUAUUGCUAGUCGACCAGCAAAGCCAGUUGUUGCUAGCAGACCACCCCCGCCCCCAGUCGACUCAGGCAAGCCCAAAGCUCCUCCGAAGAAGGGCUCCUAUGCCGAAAUUCUUGCUCGAGCCCAACGGGCACAGGCCGUGAUGGGCCAAGUCGGCAAAAUUCAACAUAAGAAAGUUGAGAAAGGAGCCAUCAAGAGGGAAAAGGAGAAGGGCGAUGUGAAGGGUGCACCGUCGGGCGCUCAGGGCAAGAAGCAGCCUGCUGGCUACAAAGGAUCGUCAAAGCCGGUACAGCGCAAUGGCACCAACGGGAAUGCUUCAUCGAAAGCUGACCGGAACGGUGCGGCGUCACGACCCACAGCCAAGAGCAUGGCAUCUUCAAGAAAAGCCCCCGAGCCGGAAAAGAAAAUGAAAAAGGCUGCAGUGGCAACCACCGGUUACACCGGAACAGCUCGCCCCAAGCCGGGCGCUGUAUCGAAGAAAGGCAGCGCUCCACGUGGGGGUGCCCUGCUCAAUGCCCCUCCUCCCAGGUCCGGCACAUCCCGACGAUCACGGUUUGAAGAUGACUAUGACGAGGACAUGGACGACUUCAUCGAUUAUGAUGACGAAGAAGACGAAGGUCAACGCUAUGGUUAUGCAUCUGAUGCUUCAUCGGACAUGGAAGCUGGCCUGGACGACAUUGAUGAUGAAGAACGAAUGGCAGAGCGAAUUGCUCGCCGUGAAGAUUUGCAGGAGGAACAGCUUGAGAAAUCGCUAAAGAGGGAAAAGGAAGAGAGGAAGCGUAAAGCCCUCGAAUCCUUGCGGGCUAAUCGACGCUAA
Messenger RNA from Trichoderma aggressivum f. europaeum, 1044 nucleotides. RefSeq lists its product as uncharacterized. Bases 1 to 1044 code for a protein of 347 amino acids. Gene Ontology annotation, cellular component: nucleolus. Gene Ontology annotation, biological process: nucleosome assembly; transcription by RNA polymerase I. The transcript is spliced from 2 exons. Gene Ontology annotation, molecular function: histone binding; DNA binding. NCBI's taxonomy places the organism in Eukaryota, Fungi, Ascomycota, Sordariomycetes, Hypocreales, Hypocreaceae. The record is from RefSeq and is a predicted model, not a curated record.